Messenger RNA from Hippoglossus stenolepis (Pacific halibut), 3670 nucleotides. It is a transcript of the gene slc44a5a, whose product is annotated as solute carrier family 44 member 5a. The record is from RefSeq and is a predicted model, not a curated record. The coding region runs from base 124 to 2307 and encodes 727 amino acids. Gene Ontology annotation, biological process: transmembrane transport. The transcript is spliced from 22 exons. Gene Ontology annotation, cellular component: membrane. Lineage: Eukaryota; Metazoa; Chordata; Actinopteri; Pleuronectiformes; Pleuronectidae. Gene Ontology annotation, molecular function: transmembrane transporter activity.
GAGAGAGGAGAUGAGUGAGAAGGAGAGAAGACAGGAGGAGAGAAGGAAAGGGGAGGAGCAGCACGGUCUGCUGCCGCUUCAUUCAUCUUUCCUUUGUGCACGGACAGCACCGCACCGCGCGUCAUGGCGCCACACCGGUACACACCGGGCAGAUCAGCCGCGGUUCACAGCGAGAGAGCGGCUGCGGCACCGGGACGCUACUAUGGAGAACCACACAGGUUUGAUCCUUCCUUCCGAGGUCCAGUCUGCAGAAGAAGCUGCACUGAUGCAUUGUGUUGUUUGAUCUUCAUUGUUGUCAUCCUUUCAUAUCUGUCCCUGGGGCUAGUGGCCUGGUUACAUGGGGACCCCAGGAAGGUUCUCCAUCCGACAGACAGCUAUGGCCAGUUCUGUGGGCAGAAGGGGACUUCCAAUGCGAAGAAACCCAUCCUAUUUUACUUCAACAUCUUAAAAUGUGCCAACCCAGCUAUACUCAUCAACCUGCAGUGCCCCACAACGCAGAUGUGUGUGUCACAGUGCCCUGACAAGUUUGCAACCUACAGUGAGAUGCAGCUGCAACACAAACUCAACAAGGGUUACUGGGAAUACUAUAAACAGUUCUGUAAGCCUGGAUUUAAUAACCCUGAAAAGCCAGUAUCUCAGGUUCUAAGAGAUGAGGACUGUCCCUCCAUGAUCAUACCCAGUAGACCAUUUCUCCAGAGAUGUCUACCAGACUUCACCACUCUGAAUGGGACUGUGACUGUAGUGAACAGAACUAGGUUUAAGGAUGCUCUGGAAAUUCCACACAGUGUCAGUGAACUCCAACGUGCAACCAAGACUAUAACAGGACUUGUGGACACUAAGGAGAUGGGCAUGAAGAUAAUGGAGGAUUAUUCUCAGUCCUGGGCAUGGAUACUCAUAGGUCUGCUGAUAUCCAUGGCUGUUAGUCUGAUCUUCAUCCUGCUGCUGAGGUUCACAGCUGGGUUGCUGCUGUGGGCUACUAUCAUCACUUUCAUACUACUGCUGGCAUAUGGUAUGUGGUACUGCUCGGUGGUCUGGUCCCAGCUCAAACACACACCGGGCUCUGAUGUUGCCAUUACAGAGGUCGGCCUGCAGACUGACGUACAGGUCUACUUACAACUUAGACAGACAUGGAUCGUAUUAUUGGUGUCUCUGGGAGUGACUGAAGCUUCCAUCUUGGCGCUGUUGAUCUUCUUAAGGAGACGAGUCCGAGUGGCCAUUGCCCUACUCAGAGAGGCCAGCAAAGCUAUCGGUCACAUCAUGUCCACACUAUUCUUUCCAGUUGUCACCUUCCUCUUGUUGACUGUGUGCAUCUCCUACUGGGCAGUUACUGCCAUUUAUCUUGCAUCCUCAGGUGAACCCAUCUACAAAGUGAGGUCUCCUAAUGUCAGCUGCCCCUACACCAACAGCACAUGCAAUCCUGAGACCUUCAACAGAACCAACAUCUCCACAUCAGCGUUGUGUCUGGGUACUCAGUGUCAGUUUGCCUUCUAUGGUGGGGAGACGUCCUACCACCGCUACCUCUUCCUUUUGCAGCUGUUCAACCUACUUGUCUUCCUCUGGCUGGUCAACUUCAGUCUGGCCCUGGAGCAGUGCACCCUGGCAGGGACAUUUGCCAACUACUAUUGGGCCAAGAGGAAGCCUCAGGAUAUCCCAGCAUGUCCACUCUUGCUGUCAUUCAUUAGGGCUGUCAGGUAUCACACAGGGUCUCUGGCAUUUGGCUCUUUAAUUCUUUCCGUUGUCCAACUUCUGCGGAUCAUCCUGGAAUACCUAGAGCAGAAACUAAAAGGUAUUGACAACAGCCUGUCCCGGUUCAUAAUGUGCUGUCUGAAAUGCUGUUUCUGGUGUCUGGAGAAAUUCAUUCGCUACUUGAACCAUAAUGCUUAUAUCAUGGUGGCGAUCUAUGGUAAAAAUUUCUGUACCUCAGCCGAAGAGGCCUUCUUCCUAUUGAUGAGAAAUGUGGUCAGGGUUGCAGUUCUAGACAGAGUGGCAGACUUCCUGUUGUUUCUGGGCAAAUUGCUGAUAGCAGGAGGAGUUGGUGUCAUUGCCUUCUUCUUCUUCACUAUGAAGAUCCCUGUUAUCCAGGAAGACGUACCCCAUCUCAACUACUAUUGGGUCCCCCUGCUGACUGUGGUCAUGGGUGCCUACCUGAUUGCUCAUGGAUUCUUCAGCGUCUAUGCCAUGUGUGUGGACACACUCUUCCUCUGCUUCUGUGAUGACUUGGAGAGGAAUGAUGGUAGUGCAGAAAAACCUUUCCUCAUGUCUCCAGAGCUGCACAGAAUCCUGGGGAAACCCAGUCCGUUUUGCUGAUAUACUUUCCUCUAUAUCCACUCCAACAGCAGCCAGUCUGCUCAGCUUUGGUUGGCUGGUCCCUACAUAUGUCAAGACACAGGGGGAUAUUUCAUGAGAUGUAAAGUAGCAACGUGUUUCCAUAUCAGAACAAUAGGGACCCAAUAGUAAAAUCAGAGUCUGAAGAAUUUUAAAAACCUAAUCAAUACUAAAAAAAUAUUAUAAAGGUGAGAUGCCUUUUUUUUUUGAGGCAGCAUUUUAUCUCUACUCGAGGCUUCUGAAGUGUCUCUGCUGCACCACUGCAGUGCAGUUACUAAAAUGAAAAUUUUUUAUGACAUUGUGCCAUUAUUGGUCUGAUAGGGUUCUUCAUUGGAAUAUGUUAUCCCUUAAAUGAGAAGGUUUUUUGUAUUAAGACUCUGUGUGGGUGUUUGAAGAAUUCUUAAUUAUACCUUCAUGUGCUAUGAAUGAAUGUUUUUAACUGUUUUUUAAAAACUAAAGUGUGUGAAAAUCUGUUUAGAUGGAAAAGAGUGUGGUCUGUACAAAUAGUUUCAUCUGACAUCAAACUCCAGAGCUGAAAAAGUUUUGUCCGUCACAUUUAGAUAGUAAAAUUCAAAGUGGGCAUUUUCAUGCCCAUCUGCACUGAAGACAAACAUACUGUAAAUGCAGUUCUGUUUCCAAACAAUAACCACACACUCACAAACUAUAUCUUAUUCAUUUUUAUUCCACAAUAUUUUGAUAUAAAAGAGAAACCAAGAAAAGUCAUAUUUUGAGUAUUAAUUGUCCACAUUUCACAGCAAAAGGAAUAAGAUGAAAAUAAUAUUCAGUUUCCCUAUGGGUAAAGAUGUUUUUUUUUCUUCUAUGUAAACCAAGGUUAAUGUACUGAAUUUCUCAUUAUAUACUCCCUGUUUAUUUUAUAAGAUCGAAUCAUUUUUGUAUUUGUAAUGCAAGUUUUUUGUUAUAAGUGAAACUGAUGAAAAAAAAGUUGUCAUUUCUUAAUUUAAAAAUAUCACUAAUGUCACUAAUUUUUCUUGAGAACUUGAAUUAUAUGUAUGAUACAAAAAGCAACCACUGACCAAAAAUGUAUUAGAAGCUCCAGAAUGUAAUGUAAGGGGUGGGGUGGGGUGGGGUAGUAAUGGCAAUAACACCUACACAUGGUCCAUAAAAUAAUAAUUAUUAAAAAUAAAACAGUACAAUGUUAUAUUGGAUAAACUUUUUAUAUGACAAUGUGUGUCUAUUGCCUCAUGGGAAAAAUAUCCGUAAAACCAAUGCUUCAAAAAGUUUACAUUUGUAUGUGUUUCCUCCCAUGGCUUUUUUCACACUCAGUUUGUAUGAUUUGAAAAAAAGUACCAUGUUUACAUAAAUAAACAUUAUAAAUUUAACAAAA